Messenger RNA from Dichotomopilus funicola, 2973 nucleotides. Its product is annotated as WD40-repeat-containing domain protein. The transcript has 9 exons. NCBI's taxonomy places the organism in Eukaryota, Fungi, Ascomycota, Sordariomycetes, Sordariales, Chaetomiaceae. The coding region runs from base 1 to 2973 and encodes 990 amino acids. Gene Ontology annotation, biological process: mRNA splicing, via spliceosome. Gene Ontology annotation, molecular function: protein binding; U4 snRNA binding; U6 snRNA binding. The record is from RefSeq and is a predicted model, not a curated record. Gene Ontology annotation, cellular component: U4/U6 x U5 tri-snRNP complex.
AUGAUGCACCCGUCCCGCCGAGCGUACGUGGAGGAGGCUGAGCCCGAGCACCAAGGAGGCGGCAUUGACAUCAACUCCAUCCCUAUCGACCGCGACUAUGACAUCCCUGGAGCUGGGGCCGGCAUUGCCCCGGAGAAGGCGUCUGCGCUUCUCUCGCAGUUCGAGAGGAAGCGACUGGCAGCAACCAUUGCCGUUCCGACCGACGACGGGCGAGUGCGCGCGAAACUUCGAGAGCUUGGACGGCCGGUCACACUCUUUGGGGAGGGCCCCGCGGACCGACGUGACAGAUUACGGGAGCUUUUGACCGAACAAGCACAUACUCAACAAGCGGGCGGGCAGGAAGGUGCAGAUGUGGACAUGCAGGAUGUUGACGCGGAGGAGGACGAGGAGGCCGAGGAAGGGGAGGAAGAAUUCUACUCGAGGGGAACUGAUGAACUCCUCCAAGCACGGAUAAACAUCGCUCAAUAUUCGAUACCGAGAGCAAAGAAGCGUAUCGGUUUUCAAAAGAAGGAGGCAACAAUCUCUUUACGCGCACACGCCAAGUUUCGGAAAGAGGGCAGCCAGACGGCGGGAGACCGUCAUGUGUCCAUGACCAGGAUAUCGCCAAACGGGAAAAUGGUAGCCACGGGUAACUGGGGUGGGCAGGUCAAACUUAUCGAUAUCCCAACACUCGAACCGAAACGGACAUUGAGGGGUCAUACGAACAAGAUCAGCGGUCUCGCCUGGAUGCCUGGAGCAACUUUACCGGAGAGCAACGUCUCGGAAGAGACUGUCAACUUAGCAUCGGGAGGCGCGGAAGGGCAAAUCCAUUUAUGGUCAUUAUCGCAGGACACGCCGCUUUCGACACUGUCGGGGCACUCGCAGCGGGUAUGCCGGGUAGAAUUCCACCCUUCUGGGAAGUACCUGGCAUCCGCCUCCGAAGACACCUCGUGGAGGUUCUGGGAUGUCGAGACCACCACGGAGCUGCUCUUACAAGAGGGCCACUCGCGUGGGGUAUACGCAGUGAGCUUCAACACGGACGGGUCCCUGUUGGCUAGCGCUGGUCUGGACAGCGUCGGCCGGAUCUGGGACUUGCGCUCUGGUCGGACGGUCAUGAUCCUUGACGGCGGCGCUGACGGCCACAUCAAACCCAUCUACGGCCUCGACUGGGGCUCAGACGGCCACCGGGUGCUCACAGCUUCUGCCGACGGCUGGAUCAAGUGCUGGGACGUGAGAAAGGUCCAGCGCUCGGGGGGCAUUGGCGCACAUACGAGCGCCGUGUCCGACGUAAGGUGGUUCAAGGGGCUCGACGACCCUGUGGAUGGCAUUCCCCCAGGCGAAGACGAGAAAGGUUUCCAAAUUCCCAAGAAGUCGGGGACUUUUUUGGUCUCUGCCGGCUUCGACCACAAAGUCAACAUUUUCUCGGCUGACGACUGGGGCUUAGUCCAGUCGCUCUCAGGGCACACAGGGCCUGUGGCUAGCGUGGACGUGAGUAGGGAUGGGAGAUGGAUAGUGAGCGGUGGGCAUGACCGAACGGUCAAGCUCUGGGGGCGGAACGACUCGACAGGAAUGGAACCCCUCGUGCCGUGCCAAGAUGCGCCCCCGUCCGAUUGCCCACCCACCAUUUCCCAGCCCAAAACCAUGUCGAGCAUCGACCGAUACCGACCGCUGCGAGAGGGCUAUCAGCCCCCAUCGCUCCCCGCGAAACCACUCCCAGCAGCUGUCGACCGCGUCUCCAAAUCUCCAUCCCGACGCCGCGAUAUCCCCCCCGCCGUUCCCUCCCCGCCGACACACACAUCCCGGACUUCGCCGCCCAGACCGCACUCGCGCCGCAGCGCACCAUCACCCACGCAGCAGCCGUCAAGCCCGGCCCGAGGGCCACAGCCGUGGCCAAAUCAGUGGUUCUUCACUGCUGAUGAAGUCGCCAGCACGCCGAGCAUCGUCGAGGGUCUGUCACUCACCGAGGACAGGCUCAGGAGGGCUAAGGGAGUGAACUUCAUCUACCAGGCUGGGAUCCUACUAGAGCUGCCGCAGAUCACGCUGUGGGUUGCCGGUGUGUUCUUCCACAGGUUUUACAUGCGCUACAGCAUGAUAGAACAAAAGGGGGGCAUUCACCACUACAACAUCGCCGCCACCGCGCUGUUCCUGGCUAAUAAAACGGAAGAGAACUGCCGCAAGACCAAGGACCUCAUCAUCGCCGUAGCCAAGGUGGCGCAGAAGAACACGAAACUCAUCAUCGACGAGCAGAGCAAGGAAUACUGGAAGUGGCGCGACAGCAUCCUGGCGUACGAGGAGUUGAUGCUGGAGGCCCUCACGUUUGACCUUCUGGUGGACAACCCGUACGUGCGGCUGCACGACUACAUGGGCCAGCUUGAGCUCCUGCACAACAAGACAUUACGGGACUCGGCGUGGGCUUUCUGCAACGACGCCUGCUUAACGGUGUUGCCACUACUCCUGAAUGCGCGGGACGUGGCUAUCGCGGCCAUCUUCUUCGCCUCGUCCGUCACGCAGGAGAAAAUCGACGAUGUCGCCGGUGACGCCUGGUGGCACCACCUCAAGGGCAGCGAGACGCUGACGAUACGUGCUGUCCAGCUGAUGACCGAUUUCUACAAAGAGAAUCCCUUGCGCAAGCAAGACUCCAAGGUGCCCGGGUCGCCCGUCUUCAACCUCGAGAGCACCCGACGCCGCGACGAGCAAGAGCAACAACAACCCAGCAGUAAUAUUAAUAAUAAUUUCACCAACGGCGACUCGGACGCGGCCCUUAAGAAGGCAGCGAACCACCUCUCGACGCACGAGCACGGUCGGGAAGGCGAGCUGUUGGAUCCGAACAGUACUCUUAACGAGAAUUCAGGAACUGACGGCAAUGGGGGUGGAUUAGUCUCGCCACGGAUCGGCAAAAGGCGGAGUGAGGACCCUGAAGGAUUGGAGGAGCGUGAGGCAAAGAGGAUCAAGUUGGACGACGACGAGGAUGAGGGGGAGAUCAAGGGGUCAUGA